CUAAGAAUGUUUAGAAGAUUUUUAAAUAUAGCUACUAUUCCUUUGAUAAGAUAUAAGAAACCUAUAUUGUGUGCAAGUUUGAUUAGUUUAACAACAUUAUAUUGCAUAGAAGAUAAAAAUUUAAUAGAAGCAAGGAAAAAGAUAGAGGAAGAAAUAUUAAAGAUGAAAUCUUAAUAUGGUUCUGAGAUGAAUAUGUAUCCAGAAGUAAAGUAAAAAAGUAGUGGUGAUAUAUAUGUAGAUAUGGAACAAAAGGAAACAGAUAUUCGAUAACAUUUAUAGCAGAUUAAAGAAAGUGUGACAUAUUUGCAUUAUUAGUGAAUAUACUCUGUAAGUUAUAGAAGUUAGAAGGGAGUUUUAGAAUAAAGGAGGUGAAUUCAACAUUUGAAAAUUAAAUAUAUAGUUUAUAAAUAGAUUUUGAGGAGAGUGUAGGGAAUCCAAAGAGUAAAAUAGUGACAUAGGGAACAAUUUAUAUAUAUGGUGAGAUGACAAAUGAGAAGCCAUCAAUAUAAAUAAUAUUGGAGAAGACAGAGUAAUUUUCAAAUGGAGAUUUAGAAGCAUUUAUGGCUUGUUAUGUGGAGGCAAAUAGACCAAGAACAUUGGUGAAUACAAAAAAUUUUAAGAGUAGUUAAUAAAUAUAGAGUGAAAUGAAAGAAGAAUAAGAUAUGAAAUUAUAAGAGUUAGAGAAAACAGGUGUAACAAUAUUUUUACCUGAUAAUAAGGAAAAGAAUUUAGAUUGGAAUUAUUUAGCAGGUUAUGAUAAAUAAAAGAGAGAUAUAGAAGAUACAGUAUUAUUAGCAUUGUAAUAUCCAGAAAUAUAUGAAUCUAUGACACAAUUAACAAGAGUUAAAAAUGAACCAAAUAGACCUAAAGCAAUAUUAUUUGAAGGUCCUCCUGGAACAGGGAAAACAACAACAGCAAGAAUAAUAGCAUAAUAAGUUUAAAUUCCAUUAGUUUAUUUACCUAUAGAAAGUUUUAUGUCUAAAUGGUAUGGAGAAAGUGAAAGAUAAUUUUCAGAUAUAUGGAAGAGUUGUUAAAAAUUAGGAAGAGUUAUUAUAUUUAUUGACGAAAUAGAUGCAAUAGCAUAAUAAAGAGGUGGAGAAAUGCAUGAAGUAUCCAGAAGAAUAUUAUCUACUCUAUUGAGAAAGAUAGAUUCUUUCGAAAGUAAUACAAAUGUAUUAUUAAUAUGUGCAACUAAUAGAAAACAAGAUUUAGAUGCUGCAAUGUUAAGUAGAAUAGAUUUAUCUCUUAAAUUUGAUUUACCAGAUCACUAAGCAAGAUAAGAAAUAUUUUAAAGAUAUGCUAAACAUUUAAAAGAUAAAGAUAGAGAAAUACUUAGUUAAUUAAGUAAUGGAAUGAGUGGAAGAAAUAUUUCAGAUAUAUGUAAAGAUGCUGAAAGAAGAUGGGCAGCUAAAUUAAUUAGAAAAGAAGUUACUGAUUAAUUACCUACAUUAGAUUAAUAUAAAGAAACAUUAACAUAAAGACUUAAUAACUUUGCUUGA
Molecule: messenger RNA, 1499 nt
Organism: Paramecium sonneborni
Lineage: Eukaryota; Ciliophora; Oligohymenophorea; Peniculida; Parameciidae
Source: the annotation of a GenBank genome assembly